GUUGGAACGUAACUUCGAAAGCAGCGAUGGCCGACCCAAGCCACUCGGACGGCGGCGACUCGUCGUAUGGCGAGUACGCACUGCAUGACGCUGUCGAACGCGGCGACCUCGACGCGCUGCAGACGGCUCUGGACGACGACGACGAGGCCUUCUUCACGGCGCUGCGCGAGCCCGAUGACAUGGGCAACACGCCGUUGCACACGGCCGUCUUGCACCCGACGGACGCGGUACUCGCCUUCCUCUGGGGCUUUGGCCACGACAAGCUCUCGGUCGACUCGCUCUGCAACGGCGUCCCGCUUCUUCAUCUGUGUCUGCGCAUGGCGGCCUUUCCCGAGCACCGCGAUCGCAUGCUCGCCUUUCUGCGCACGCUCGUGGCCGACGCCGCCUUCAUGGCCGACCACCGACUUCUCGAGAAGGACGACAUGGGCAACACCGUCUUCCAUCUCGCCGCCGCCGUGAAUCUGCCGGCCGCGAUCGAUCUCUUCUACGGCGCCUUUAGCGAGCCCGACGUCCCGCUGACGGUGCUCCUCGAGACGAAGAACCGCGCCGGCAACCGCGUUCUGCACGUCGCUGCCAAGUACAAGAGCGCGCAGGCUGCAGCGCGUCUCGUCGAGCUGGGCGCCGACGUCUUUGCGACCAACUCGUACGGCCAAUCGCCCUUGCAUCUGGCCGCGGCGCUCCAGGACGAAGCGACCUUGACGGCGCUGUCCGCCGACUGGAAGGGUCUUGCGUGCAAGGACGGUCUCGGGCGGUCCCCACUCGAUAUCGUUUCCAGCAUCUCGACGCCGGCGCUGCCGACCUCGACGUUUCUCUUCCACCCGGACGCGAUGGAGCACUUGCCGCUCGCGGGGCACAUUCGGGGCGGGACCGAGCCGCCGCCCGAAAACUACGAGCGCAUGAAGACGCUCGUGACGCCGGGCCUCGGCAUCCUCCGCACGGCGCCGUUCGCUUCGGUGCAGUGGGCGCACGACAUUCCUGUCGCCGACGCCGCCGACGUCCUCCGCGUCCACGAAGUUGGGUACAUUGAGAAGCUCAAGACCAUGUGCGCCCGCAUUCCACACCACACCAAGCUCACCAAGGCACAGAUGGACGAGUACGCUCAGUACUGCAUCGACCCCGACACGGCCUUGUCGCAGCAGUCGUACUUGGCCGCGACCCGGGCCGCCGGCGUCGUGUGCGCGGCCGUCGACAAGGUCGUACGUGGCGAGACGCGCAAUGCGUUUUGCGUCGUGCGGCCGCCGGGGCACCACGCGGGGCCCGUCGGCAAGGUCACGUGCCCGCACGACCCGGUCGGCAGCCAGGGCUUUUGCCUUCUGAACAACGUCGUCAUUGGCGCGGCGUAUGCGCGCAGCCACUUUAAGCACCAAGGCAUCCACAAGAUUGCGAUUCUGGACUUUGACGUACAUCACGGCAAUGGCUCGGAAGAGUGCCUCAAGCAGCUCAAGCCGCGCACCAAGACCUUCCCGCUCGAGACGCCGUACGGCAGCAGCGCACAGACCGUCCACAUGUACAAGCCAUGGCGCAACGAAGACGAUGCCGACAAUGUCUUUUUCUGCUCGGUGCACGGCUAUGGCAAGAAGGACCCGAAACUAGAGCUCGACGCGUCGUUCAACAAGGCGUGGUUUUAUCCUGGCUCGGGCGCGACCAACGUGCCCGACUGCGAGCACGACCACGGCGAGCCGCCCGAGGCCGACGAGGCCGACUACCCGCUGCUCUGGAACAUUGGCUUGCCGUACCAAAAGGGGCACCAGGCGCGGCAGGAGUGGCGCCGCGUCUUCCGCACCAAAGUCCUCCCCCAAGUCGUCGCGUUCCAACCGGACUUGAUCUUUCUCUCGGCCGGCUUUGACGGCCACAAGGCCGAGCUCGUCAACUGGGGCUACCUCGGCCUCCUCGAGCACGACUACGAGUGGCUCACGCAGUCGGUCGUCAAGGUCGCGAACGCGGUCUGCGGCGGCCGCGUCGUCUCGGUGCUUGAAGGCGGCUACAACUUUCACGGUCGCAUCGCAUCGUCGUUUGCUCGGAGCGUCGCGGCCCACGCCCGCGCGCUCGUCACCGGCGCACAGUCGGACGAGCCGUGGUCGGACGCGGCCAUGGCGCACGAGAUGCAGUGUGAAGACACGUUGAUUCUCGAGGCGGCGCAGAAGAAGGCCCGAGCGGUCUUCCGCAAGUCGUUGGAUGUCAAGCCGCCACGUGGUGACGAGGCAAUUGCCGGCGAAGCUGCCGCAGUGCCCGUGCGCGCGACGAAGCGGGCGCGCAAGGACGUCGACUACGUGGCGCUCGCUGCGCAGUUGGCGUCCGAGAAGACAUCGUAGAACGCGUAUUUCAUCUGGAUUGUAACCCUACACUUGACACGAGGUGUGCACCUCCAGCGCAAUUG
This is a messenger RNA of Saprolegnia parasitica CBS 223.65, 2377 nucleotides long. RefSeq lists its product as hypothetical. The transcript has 4 exons. The record is from RefSeq and is a predicted model, not a curated record. NCBI's taxonomy places the organism in Eukaryota, Oomycota, Saprolegniomycetes, Saprolegniales, Saprolegniaceae. Bases 27 to 2312 code for a protein of 761 amino acids. Gene Ontology annotation, molecular function: protein binding.